CAACAAUAACGCAAUCAUGGGCAGCUAAUUCGCAAGGAAAAUAUACACACAUUUUUUAGUAUUAUUUCAAGUGCCGAGUGUAAACGUCAUCAGCGGUGGUUACAAAAACAGUUUAGAAAACCUCGGAAAAUGAGAUCAAUUUUCUUAAAACAAAUUGCCAUUAUUUUGCCAUUUGUCAUAAUUUUGUGGCUGAGUUUUAAUUUGGAGGCAAUGUUGGGUUCUCCCCGGAGAAGGGGAUUUGAUUGCAAGGAUGCAAGCAUCAGGCAGCCAUAUCUGGCAGAUACCAUAAAUACCAGGACCCUAUAUCUGCUGGGAUUGUAUUUGCCGCUUAUCUGCAUAAUUCUAAAUGAACUCCUCUUUUCGAGAAUUAGCAAUCAACAAAGAUCUGCUCCGGGAUUAAAGGGAUAUUUGGUGGAUCUCUAUUUGGCCGCCAUGCCAUUCUUCUGUGGAUUUGCCAGUGAGAGAUUUAUUAAAAAUUUACUCAAAUUAACUGUGGGCCGUUUGAGACCCCACUCCUAUACUUUGUGUCAGCCCAUCAGCCUGGAGGGCUUAACCUGCAAUGAACUACCCGAAAACUCCCCCUUUAUGCUGGAAUACACCUGUACGGGGACAAUGCAUCUCAGCUCUUCGAUAUACAAAUCCUUUCCCAGUGGCCACUCAAGUUUAUCGUUUUAUGGUUUGAUUUAUUUGGCCUUAUAUCUCAGAGGCUGCAGCCGUCAUAUCAAAGGAGAUCCAGGAUUUAUGGCCACCAUUUAUCGUCCUUCGGUCAUUUUGCUACAAUUGCUGUGCUUGUGUGUUGCUGCCAUGGUUGCCAUUAGUCGGGUUUUUGAUUUUAAGCAUUUUUGGUCGGAUAUAUUGGCCGGAGCCCUACUCGGCUCAAUUGUGGCCUUGGCAUUUUUCAGGUAUUCUGAAGAGAAUGCCAAAGAAGUCAAAGGAAUUUUGGAAAAUAAUUUCGAGGAAAAUGCUGAGAAAAGUAUUCGGGAGACCUUGAAAGAUCCAGAAGCUGGAAUAACAUCAUUUAUGCAGAAUAAUAAACAACAGCAACCUGAAUGUUGUAUAACAAUGCAUGGUGUAGAAGAAUUUUCGUUAUAAAACCUAAAUAAAAUAAAUAAAAUUGUUUUGA
This is a messenger RNA of Musca domestica (house fly), 1123 nucleotides long. Its product is annotated as putative phosphatidate phosphatase. Gene Ontology annotation, biological process: signal transduction; phospholipid metabolic process; phospholipid dephosphorylation. The transcript has a single exon. Bases 130 to 1092 code for a protein of 320 amino acids. NCBI's taxonomy places the organism in Eukaryota, Metazoa, Arthropoda, Insecta, Diptera, Muscidae. The record is from RefSeq and is a predicted model, not a curated record. Gene Ontology annotation, molecular function: phosphatidate phosphatase activity.